UCUCUCUCUCUCUCAACACAUACAUUGACAUAAAGCAAACAAGUUGAGUACCAGCUGCCAGAAGCCAGAAGAGAUCAAAGAGAUCAACCUCAAGAAAAUUUGAGCAUUAAACGUACACAUUAUGGAUGAGAAGUGGAAGCUACCAAAGAACAAGCACGAAGGCACUUCAUCAUCAAGUUCUUCUUCCAAGUUUUCCUUCACAAGAAGUUCUUCAACCAGAAGCACAUCUUCCUUGCUGAGAAGCUAUUCACAAAAAAACAAUGCCUCUAGCUCCAAGUCUCCUCUUCCAAGAAGCUUCUCACAAAAGAACUCUUCCAUCGGCCGCAAGUGUAGUAGUGUUGCCAAGGAACAGAAGGCUAGAUUCUACAUCAUGAGAAGAUGUGUUGCUAUGCUUGUUUGUUGGCGCAAGCAUGGUGAUUAAUAAUUUUUAAUUAUGUUAGUGCUUGAGAUUAAGCUCCAUAUGUACUUAUUUUGCUUCAUAUAUCACCCUCCUGUGAGAUGGGUCGGGUUUGUAAUUUCAAACUCAUAUAUAUGUAUCAAAUUUUCUCCCAUCCGGUCAAGAGGAGAUCGGCAACACACAAAUUUCUGUAGUGUUUUAUUUAUUUAUUUAUUUAUAAUUUUUCUAUUUUCGUUUUUGUUAGAGAAUUGUCCUUUGUAAUUACAAUUAAGAUGAGUUACAAGUGCUUCUGUAUGUACAUUGCAAUAAAUUAUCAUAUUAUCGAAUACAUGUCCAGUGUUCAAGUUCUACAAUUGUACCAUGAUCACGAAAUUGCAAUCAAAUCUCAUGAAGGCCAACAUCCAUAAUUUAGUUUUGUUUUUAAUUUGAAUUUGGUAAUAUUUCUGUUUUGCAUCAUUUUAUU
Messenger RNA from Pyrus x bretschneideri (Chinese white pear), 860 nucleotides. RefSeq names its product small polypeptide DEVIL 13-like. The coding region runs from base 122 to 421 and encodes 99 amino acids. Gene Ontology annotation, biological process: negative regulation of cell population proliferation. The transcript has a single exon. The record is from RefSeq and is a predicted model, not a curated record. NCBI's taxonomy places the organism in Eukaryota, Viridiplantae, Streptophyta, Magnoliopsida, Rosales, Rosaceae.